AUGAGUACCAGCAACGGUCAGCUGCAAGAUGGAAAAGGAUAUCCUGAUCGAACAUUUACAACCCGAGUACUUAAGAUCGAUGGAGAGAAGAUUAAAUUCACAGGAAAAGGAAAGGAACCACUAAGGGAUGUUUUGGUGACAAUCGAUGAUACAGGAAGUGAAGAAAGAAUAUCUCUAAUUAAAGCAAGUGAAGCAUUACGAAAAGGUCAUCUAGUAGCCUUCCCUACGGAAACUGUGUAUGGCUUGGCAGGGAAUGCAUUAGACGCAGAAGCAGCAACAAAGAUAUUUCGGGCGAAAGGAAGGCCUGUCGAUAAUCCGCUCAUUGUGCACAUCAGCUCACUUUCAAUGCUGAACCGUCUCGUUCCAGACUCAUAUGAACUAUCGCCGGUCUACAAAACACUCCUCGAUGCAUUUUGGCCCGGUCCGCUUACAUUGCUGUUUCCGGCUGAUGAAGAAAAAGUACCUUCUGUGGUUCGAUGCGGCCUAAAUUCUGUUGGAAUACGAAUGCCAUCUCAUAAAGUGGCUCGAGCUUUGAUUGCAACGUCUAAUCUACCUCUUGCCGCUCCAUCAGCAAAUGUGAGUGGAAAGCCUAGCCCCACAACAGCGCAACAUGUAUAUCACGAUAUGACCUCAUCCACGAAAGAUGAGCAGGGAAAUGAAGUUGUAACAGGAAGGAUACCCUACAUUGUCGAUGGAGGCUCGAGUGAUGUAGGGUUGGAAUCCACUGUGGUCGACGGAAUAACUGAACCAACCGAACUACGGGUCUUGAGACCUGGAGGUGUGACUGUGGAGGCAAUUGAAGAUGCACUACGACAGGCUAAUCUGUUACAGGAAGAAGCAAAUGGACAUACAGUCACUCAAUCAAAAGUGAAGGUUCGGGUAUAUGGACGGGAUAUGGCAAAAGAUUCCAAAGCGGAAGAGAACCCGACCACACCUGGAAUGAAAUAUCGACAUUACAGUCCAGAAGCAAAAGUUGUGGUUCUUCUUACAUCUUCCACUGAACCUUCUUCGCAACAAAGUGCAUCCCGCGUUCUAGCCGCCAAAACAGUCGGUGAAUCUGCUGCAAGAACACUUCUUACCAAAAACGCAAAUACAGUGAUUGCAGAUGAAGUGAAACAAUUCAAAUUGCAAACAGGGAAGGAGCACGUUCAUGUUGGAUUGAUGAGUAUGGAUGAUUCCAAAUUAACGUCUUCGGUUGUCAAGAAUGAUUCCGAGGCUGCCGAGUCCUUUAUGAGAUCUUCUAAAUCUUUCGAAGAUCAUACGGUUUAUAGAUUUUCUUUGGGCGCUAGCAAUUCUCCCAAUGAAGCUGCACAUCGACUUUUUGACGGUUUACGAACAUUGGAUCAAGGUGAUGCAAAUGCAAACAGACCUUCUUGCGAUCUGAUCUUUGUCGAAGCUGUUGCCGAUAAUUUUGGCGUUGGAUUAGCAAUCAUGAACAGAUUGAAUAAAGCUGCCUCUCAGACUAUUCUGAUAAAUGUGUAA
This is a messenger RNA of Meira miltonrushii, 1482 nucleotides long. RefSeq names its product translation factor. NCBI's taxonomy places the organism in Eukaryota, Fungi, Basidiomycota, Exobasidiomycetes, Exobasidiales, Brachybasidiaceae. Gene Ontology annotation, molecular function: nucleotidyltransferase activity; double-stranded RNA binding; tRNA binding. The record is from RefSeq and is a predicted model, not a curated record. The coding region runs from base 1 to 1482 and encodes 493 amino acids. Gene Ontology annotation, biological process: regulation of translational fidelity. The transcript has a single exon. Gene Ontology annotation, cellular component: cytoplasm.